UUUUCACGGGGGGACACUUUUCUGUGUGUGGAUUUUAUUUGUAUUUCCUUCAAUUUCCUUUCUCUCAUCGCCGUGAUCGUUCCUUCCUCUCUUCUCCUCCCUCCUCCCUCCUCGUCCCUCCCUCCCGCGCCUGGUGUGUGGAUGUUUGACUGCAGAUUUGAUGGUGGUGCUGAGCAAGCGCGUGUGAUUGAAGGCUCUCGGCCGAAGGGGGGCAUCAGAGCUGGGGCCAAAAUAAUCAACCCGGAAUCCCGCUUCGUAGCCAUCCAUCGCCCAACGCGUCCUUCCACCCUGUGCGCUGCGCUUGUGGAUGGACUGCGCGCAAGCUGAUCGGUGAUUUUUCUGCAGUCGCUGUGAGUCAUUUGUGGUAAAAGAACAAGAAGAUGGCGGACAGGGCUGAGAUGUUUUCCCUCUCCACUUUCCAUUCGCUCUCUCCCCCCGGAUGCAGACCGGCCCAUGACAUCAGCCUAGAGGAGUUUGAUGACGAAGACCUGUCUGAGAUCACUGAUGACUGUGGGAUUGGCCUUAACUAUGACUCCGACCCUUAUGAGAAGGACUCCCUCAUCCUAGAGAAGAACGACCUGCACCACCCGGUCUGCUCCUUUCAGGAUGACUUCCAGGAGUUUGAGAUGAUAGACGAUGAAGACGAGGAGGAGGAGGAUGAUGAUGAUGAAGAGGUGGACCCGGACGCACCCCCCUCACCCUCUGCCUCGCCCCCUCCCUCACCCACUUUUGGCACCCUGAAGAGCCGACCCACCACCCUCAACCUCACCACCGCUGUGUCACAGGACUCACUGAACAACAACAGCAGCCUCUCCCCAAAGAAAGGAAGCUGGCAGGACUCUCUACGAAACCCAACAUCACAGGGCCAUCUGUCUCCUACCCACACAUGUCUGGAGGACGGCAGCCACGUCACAGGCCAGUGCCCGGCCUCUCCGGUCACCCAGGCACCAGGGCCCCAGAACAAAGGUACUCCCCCCAAACACGCAGGGGAGGGCGGGAACUCCCACUCCCCCAACCGGCCCCUCCUCUGUGACAUGGAGGGCAACAGGCGGGAGAGGCCCGAAUACGGUUCAUUUGGUCACCACAAAUCCCACCCCUGUACUGGUGAACACAAAUCCGACCUCUCCGUCCAGAACAGGGUACCUUCUGUGGAUGAACACUCACAAUGUUCUGACACAGAAGUGGACCACGAUUUGAACAGCGACCACAACCUCAAGCACUCAAGUAUCAACCGACGCCCCACGGACACCUACACCAUCACCAGCGAGUCCGCCAUGGAACCUGAGACCGACCCAGAUCCUGAUGGAACCAGCCGCUGCCUGUCCUCCACUGCUCCCAUGGGAACCACUGAGGGAGCAGAUACGCCCUUGUCUGACGAAGAGCUGGAGAAGGACUUUGAGGAGGGGUGCAAUAUCACAUGCAAGGAUAAUCGCUCUUCCUAUGUUGAAUUCCCUCCCAUCGAACCACCCCAACCCGAGUCUUUCUCAACUUACCUGUCCUCCAAAGUGGUCGAUAUAUCUUACAGCUCCGUCAAUGGUCCUUCGGUUCCUCCAAUGCAAGCCCCGGAGAACGACUACACCUCCCCAUCCUCUGACCCAGGGAUAGCAGACAUGAACCAGCAAGGAUACGUGACCUCAGAUCGUGAUAGAGAUCUAAGUUCUCCAGGGUCGGACUCAGAUGUUGAAGAGGAGAUUAAGGAAGCUUUUGCCUGCGGUCCAGUGUCCAACAUGAUCUCCUCAAUUUCAGAAACGGAAAUCGACUUGACCAGUGACGAAAGCAGCAGUGGACGCUCCUCCCAUCUCACCAACUCUAUCGAAGAAGCUAGCUCACCUACAUCAGACCAAGAACUAGACCCGGAUACCGAGUUGGAGCAGGAUAGCGGCAUUGUUGGACUGAAAGAAACCCUCCUCCUCGGCCAACCGGAUCCUAUCAAAGAAGGUUCCAUGGUACCUUCUCCAUCUCCACUGCUGUCACCCACCAUCGCAACCCCAGGCUCCCCGCUCCUACCUCCCGAUUCCUACGAAGGUUUGGAUGGACAGAACUUGGACGAUGACCAAAUUUGCGAGCACCAAGCGGAUCCAGAUGAGACAUUACCCCCAGCAGAACUUUGUGAAGACAGCCUUUCCAGACAGAUGGUUCUCCAGAUAGAACCAGACCAUGGCCUGGAGAGCUUCAAACGUUCCUUUUACCUUCCAGUUGGCCCGAGACUCAUGCCCAGUUCAGAUGACUACGACGGGACUAGUGAAGGAGAGUCAGAUUCAGAUAGUGAAGAUGAUUUAAGUGAGAACUCGGAUUCCCCUUGGCUGCUCAGUAACCUCGUAAACAGGUUGAUUUCAGAAGGUUCUUAUCCAAUCAGCUGCCCAGAAGAAUGCUUGAAAAGGAAACCAUCAAUGUCUGAUACUAUCUCACCAUCUUCAGAUAUUGGAGAUGGAGACCUUGCAGAUGAGGAGGUUGAUGGAACUCAAGACAUCAAGGAAACUAAAAACCUCCCAAACCUGUACCUGACCAAUCUUAUGGAACAGCAAGCAAGGGGAGCAGAGAAGAACGUGCCCAACAGGCUAUGUAAAAACUCAAGGGAGGAGGAGGUUGAGGAGCCCAAUAAUGACUUGAUGAUGCUUCAGCAGAGGAGGGAGCUCGACUCUCCCAGCCUUACGGAGAGCGUGAUCAGUGACAAGGAUGAAGGCAGAGAGACAGACCCCCACGUCCCCGCUCGGUCCUCUGCUUCCAUCGAACGCAUCACGGAGGUCAAGAACAGUCUGACCCUAGAUCUGCCCACCGCCCAGACCAACCGUUGCUUCAGCCUCACCUACUCCACAGACAACGAUGAAGAGGAGGAGGAAGAUGGGGAGUCGUACCCUUACCUGACCAAUGCAAAGAAUCACACGUCUUACAGGCAGAGGGGCCUGGAGUUAGACAGUUCACCGCCCAUUGACCCCAGUGUUCCAGAGCCUGUCCCAUCUGAACACGACCUUCCACUGUGUGACAGAGGACAGCAGCAGAGCGAGGACGACGGGCUGGCCUAUGACUCCAUGAAGUACACUUUAGUGGUGGACGAGAAUACAACGCUGGAACUUGUCAGUCUUAAAAGGUGCACUUCGGUUCUCAGUGAUGACAGUGAGCUCUCUACAAUCUGUGAUGAAGAACCACUAAGGCCCAGUGAUGUGGUCUACGACAGAGAGGAAGAGGAGGAGGGUCACCCUGAACUGAGCUCCUCUGAAGACUCCUCUCCAGAAGCAGACAUGCCUUUCUCUAAGAAAUUCCUCAACGUCUUCGUCAACAGCACUACCCGCUCCUCCAGCACAGAGUCUUUCGGCUUGUUCUCCUGCACCAUCAAUGGAGAGGAGAGGGACCAGACCCACAGAGCGGUCUACAGGUUUAUCCCCAGACAUGCAGAUGAGCUGGAGCUAGAUGUGGAUGACCCGUUAUUUGUGGAGGAAGAGGAGGAUGACUACUGGUACAGAGGGUACAACAUGCGCACAGGGGAGAGGGGGAUCUUCCCAGCCUUCUACGCCACCGAAGUCAUGGGGGCAUCCAAAGAGCUGCUUGGGAUGAAGAGGAACCCAGCUUGGAUGGAGACAUUCUGUGUUCAGUUCUUGGGGUCAGUCGAAGUACCUUAUCACCAAGGAAAUGGUAUCCUGUGUGCAGCAAUGCAAAAGAUUGCAAUGUCGAGGAAAAGAACAGUGCAUGUGCGCCCACCCUCUCUGUGUGAGCUGGAGAUCAGUCUGCAGGGAGUCAAGCUCAUCAUGAGUCUGGAGGAUGAAUACGACUCCUUCAAUGAGUUUGACAGAUGUAGUCACUUCUUCCAGAUGAAGAACAUCUCGUUUUGCGGGUGCCAUCCCAGGAAUAACUGCUACUUUGGCUUCAUCACUAAGCACCCCAUGCUCAACCGCUUCGCCUGCCACGUCUUUGUGUCCCAGGAGUCCAUGCGACCUGUAGCAGAGUGUGUCGGACGGGCCUUCCAGGAAUACUACCAGGAGCACCUGGAGUACGCCUGCCCCACAGAGGACAUCUACCUGGAGUAGAGUGUUGCCGUGACAACCACCAUGCCUCUGCAGAUUGUCAGUCAUGAAGUUGGCCACCAGAGGGCACCGUCAGUGAGGGCUUAUGUUGAAUCUGCCCACAGAGACUGGGAUGUUCAUCUAUACAAUAUGCUAGGCAUUUGACUGACAAGUCCCACCCCUCUCUUUGUUUACGCCCAUCGCCUGGAUGGACGGAAUGCCUGUUUCUGUUCUCUUUUCUAUUAUACAAAACUAAGAUGCUGAGCAGCUCUUUAAAGGGUUUUAUUUUCGAAUAUUUACAAUAUACCUACUGCUGUUUCACUUUUCAAUGCAUGGCUAGUAGGGUUACCGCACACGUACACACACUAACACCAGAACACAUAUCUAAGAGAAUGGCAAACAGCUUGAAUGUGAGUAAAGAACCUGAAGGCUGGUCUGGAAUAAUCUGUACAUAUGUAUUUGUUCAUUAUUGACAAACUGCUUUUGAUUCGGACUGAUAGUGGCAUCGGAACAACAUAGAGAGAAGUGAACUGUCCUUGGUCUAAGCUUACCCUGUGUCACGUACAAUACGUAGUGUGUGUGUUGUAAAUACAUGUAUAGAGAGUAUGCAUACAGGCUCAUCAGACGGGGGUGGGGCAGGUGGGAAGGUCUACAUACCAUCCUGCAGGAGCAGAGAGAAAAGGGUUAACGGCAAACAGUGUAACAGACAUUUUUUAGAGAUUGUACCGAGCAGUCAUCGUCAGUCUGUCUGUAUAUUAGAAACAUUGUACUUUUGUCCACUUUGAAGAUGCACUGCUUGCUGAAUUUCACACUGGGGAGCCAAUACAACAAAAUAUCCAACGUAACUUUACAAACAGUUAAUAAUACUCUUAGCUUAGACACCCACAUACUUUUGACUGUUCUGCUCUGGGUUCAGUAAUAAUACUCUAGCCACCAUAUUUGUGACAUGUUGAUUUCUAUAAGGGAAAAAAACUGGAUAGCAAACACAUUUUAUUAUAUGAUCCAUAAAUACCAACCUGCCCACAAUCUUUGCAGCAAAACUGAAUACAUUUUCUGAAAGUGACUUAGCAGAAGGUUAUCAAAAUACGUGUCGCUGUCGAUUAGGUCAUGUAUAUUAUUAGAAUCUAGACUCAAGAUUGUGUGCUGUCUUUUUAUGUUGUACCAAUAUGUACCUGGAUUUAAUGGCAUUUCAAUGAAGACACACUAAAGAAUGACUAAACAACACCAAUGUCUGUAAUUUGCAAUAAUGUAAGUUCAUGAAUGUUUUUUUGUUGUUUUUUUAGUUUUAUUUUUUAUUUUAUAAAGGUGUUGUCAUGGAAACUCAGAUCAGCUAAGACAUCACAUUUAGGCCAUAUUUGUGUCAUGUGAUUUUCUACAUUCACCAUCCCAUAAUUACAUAAUGUGACUGAGGCAGUUGCCAUCAGGAAACCAUUAAACCCCAUGUACAGCACACUGCAAAACUGAAUAUCAUGAGUUCAAAUGGCUUGAUUUCCAAAUACAUAUCUUGAGUUGAGUAGUUAGAACUUGAUUUAUUUAGUUACUUUGCCAAGAUCUUUGAACUUGUCAAGAUAUCCCUUUGUUUCUAAUUUCUGGGUGAAAAAAUACAGACAGUGGAGUAAGAAAAUAACACUUAAAGAUGCACUAUGAAACUUUUCUGAUGAAGGGCCAACCACCUGUUCAUCUCCAUGGAGAUUGCAUUUGCAUCAAACUUCUGUCUGGCAUUUAUUCAGUUACACAUGUUUUUAUUGCUCAAUACUGGCUUGAGAAGUGAGUGGGGUCGCCUCUCCACAGAUCUCGCCUGAAACUUGACCUGGUGGCAUCAACUGCUUGUCUCCAUGGAGAUAGAUAAGUGUAAUGCCAUAGUAACAUUCCAAUCAAAGUCUCUCUAUGGAGAUGAGCAGAAUGAGGGUCAUCCCAUCCAUUAUAAAAGUGACAUAAUGCACCUUUAACAAAGCUAAUUGAAUAAGUAAAUAAAAUCUUACUCCAUGGACAAAGGUGAGUAGUUCUCAGUUUCAUUUACUUAAAUACAUUUUCACAGUACUUUUCCAGGAGCAUACGUUUAUUCCUAUUUGAGUAAUAUUUGUAUUGAAGUAACAGUACUCUUGAGUAAAAGUUGGUUCCUCUUCCCUCUGUGAUUAAGUCUACAAAUGACAGUAUCUUUAUGUUGAAAAUAUGAAAUGAUUUGAACAUUUGUGUUUGUUGCACAGCUCCUUCAGAUAUGAUUUUAUUUUUAUUUAUUAUGUCUAUCAUUUGAAAAAGAGCAGAUUUUCUGCAUUUCUUCAUAUUUUCUCCUUCCGAUAGCACUAACUUCAAAUUAUGAAUCUGAUGUUACGUCCUUACAAUUACUCUUUAACUUACUUUUACUUGAGUAGUUUUCCCACAUUGUUUUGUACUCUUACUUGUAUAAUUUCUUGGACCACUACUUUGCAUUUCUAUUUGAGUAUUAUUACUCUACCCACCUCUGUCCAUUGACAGAUAAGUAGGAAAAAGUGUAUUGUAACUAAUGUAAACUAGUCAAAAUGGCUCAAAUACAGAAACAUAUUUGAGCUGAAGCCAUGCAUUUUAAGAUAUUCAGUUUUUACAGUGAAUUCGCCAAUUGGUCCAAUGAUCUGUCAUCUGUAUUUGCCUCUGAAUUUACUUUACACCAAGCUACAGCACAGAGCAGCAGGCUUUGAAGACAGGUCCCAUAUCCUCCACACCACAUACAUUAACAAUAACCCAACAACCCGACACAAUCCUCCCUCCACUUAUACCCAGGAGCUAAAGAGUAUGUGACAGACAGCAUACAUAUCAUAUCUUGUAUCUUUGAAAAAAAAAAAGACUCGAGGACUUGUAAGUUUAAAACAAAAAGUACAAAAAAAGCGUUACAUCACUCUGCCUUGUCAUGGGUUUGGUCUUCUGAAUAAAUUAUAUGCUUGAUGUCUGAAAUCUUA
This is a messenger RNA of Periophthalmus magnuspinnatus, 6931 nucleotides long. RefSeq names its product mitogen-activated protein kinase 8 interacting protein 2 (gene mapk8ip2). NCBI's taxonomy places the organism in Eukaryota, Metazoa, Chordata, Actinopteri, Gobiiformes, Gobiidae. The transcript is spliced from 15 exons. The coding region runs from base 381 to 4022 and encodes 1213 amino acids. Gene Ontology annotation, cellular component: cytoplasm. The record is from RefSeq and is a predicted model, not a curated record. Gene Ontology annotation, molecular function: protein binding. Gene Ontology annotation, biological process: regulation of JNK cascade.